CUCAAGGCUUCAAUCUCUGAAAAUCUCAAACUUCAAAACCCCCAAUUUCAACGCUCUCAAUCUAAAACCUAAUCGUCCAAUUCACGAACGACAAUCUCGCUCCUACUUCUCCGCCGUCCGCGCCGCCAUGCCUCGACGGUGGGAACGGAAGAAACGCUUCAUCUCAACCUGCUUCUCUCACGCUGUUCAAAAAUUUCACGCCGUUCAAAAAUUUCACGCCGUUCAAACAUCUCACGCUUGCGUCAAAACUGCUUCGUCGUCACUUUGCAAUUUUCUCUAGGUAUGCCGAAGAAAUUUGCGUUGGUUAUUGCGGUAGACUGUUGUAAUAAAAGGGCGUUGCUUAUCGCGCUAGAGUAUAAAGAUCAUGAGAUUGAGAACUCCCUUCCACAUGCCAUACACCAAAUGUAUAAAGUCAGGAAAAUUUUAACCACCAGAUAUGGCUUUCAUAAAAAGGAUGUGGUGGUCAUGACAGACAAGAAAGGUGAAAAGAAUAAUUCUCAUUAUCCACCGACAGCUGACAAUAUAAAAAAAAAUCUUAAGAAGAUGGGCUACGAGUCAAGACCUGGGGACAAGCUCUUUCUUUACUUCAUCGGUCAUGGGGGCCGGGAGGAGGCCCCCCAAGGUAGCCCUAAUGAUACAGGGUUUGUCGAGUUUAUUUCAACGGCAAAUUCUACUAGGAUAUGUGAUUUUGAAAUUAGGGAAAUAGAAAAAUCAAUCCAAAAAGGGGUAAAUUUUACAUUUGUUUCUGAAAGUUGUUGUAGUUCAGGAUUGAUGGAGGGAUCUCAUGAGUGUAUAGGAAGAAGUGUAAUUACAGACGACAAAAAAAAAAGCAGCAAGAACGAUAAAGGCAAGUGCACAAAAGAAAAAGGCAAUAAAGAGAAACAAACCCCUUCUAGCAUUUUCUUAGCAUCUUGCCAAAGUGAUGAAGAUUGCUAUUAUGGUCACGUCAAUGGUCACGAUGUUUCGUAUUUUACUCAUACGUUGUUGGAGCUGCUAUACCUAUCGGAGGGUCAGAUGUCUCUGAUGGAGUUAGUGACUGAAAUCAACAGAAAGUUAUCCAGAAUAACUGAUGCAGUUGGUAACGUAAUACAACAGCGAGCAGGAUUGUACUGCAGUCCGGCUCAAUCCGAGGAAAAGUUUUUAGGAGGUAUGAUAGGUAAACAAAAAGGGGGGAGAGUGGAAACUUAUGGGGACCACGGUAAGGCUUCUACUUCUUCGACUCAGACGUUGUCUUCGAUGGUGCUAAACAGCGAUACACAAGAAGAUGCGAAAAGUGGGGUGGAAAAGUUUCAGGUCAAGAUAUUGGGAGAUAGUAGUGCUCAGAUCACGGAGGAUGUCCUAUCUAGUUCAAAUGUUGGGAUAACCUAUUCCAAGUUAUCUGGCUCUGCAUCAAGUGCUAGUUUGACGAAUGGGCAUGCAGCUCCUAUGUAUCCAGCUGGUAUCAGAAAUGGCAAUGAAACUUGGUUCGAAGUUGGACGAUCCAAGACUUAUACCCCAACUGCUGAUGACAUUGGUCAUGUCCUUAAGUUUGAAUGUUCUGUAGUUGAUGCAGUGACAAAAUCACCUGUGGGACAAGCUAGCACUUUACAAACGAAUAGGGUCAUUCCUGCUCCUUCACCAAUUCCUCGCCGAAUUAUACGUGUUGAUGGGAUGGGGCAUUUAGAUCUAGAUAGGCGCAUGACAUCUUCAGGAACUUUUACUGCUCUGUCAUACAAUGUCUUGUCUGAGACAUGUGCCUCAAAUGAUCUCUAUAGCUACUGCCCUCCGUGGGCACUUUCUUGGCCAUAUCGCAGGCAAAAUUUGUUACGGGAAAUUAUUGAUUAUGCUGCAGACAUAAUUUGCCUUCAGGAGGUUCAAAAUGACCAUUAUGACGAAUUUUUUGCUCCUGAAUUGGACAAACAUGGCUAUCACAGUCUUUUCAAGAGAAAAACAACUGAGGUAUCCAGUGGCAACACAAUUGAUGGUUGUGCGACAUUUUUUCGCAGAGACAAAUUUUCCCAUGUGAAGAAAUAUGAGGAUAAUGUUGCACUAAUAGUGGUUCUAGAAACAAAAGUUAACAAUCAACUAGUUGAUAAUCUUGGGAAAAGACAACUUCUUUGUGUGGCAAAUACACAUGUUCAUGUUCAGCAAGAUUUAAAAGAUGUCAAACUCUGGCAGGUGCAUACUCUCUUAAAGGGGUUGGAAAAAAUAGCCACAAGUGCGGACAUUCCAAUGUUGGUUUGUGGAGACUUCAAUUCUGUUCCAGGAAGUGCUCCUCAUGCACUUCUUGCAAUGGGGAAGGUAGACCCGUCACAUCCUGAUUUAACAGUUGAUCCGCUUAAUAUUUUACGCCCUCAUAGCAAGUUGGUUCACCAAUUGCCACUGGUCAGUGCAUAUUCGUCUUUUGCAAGAACAGCAGGUCUUGCAUUCGAGCAGCAUAAAAGGAGACUGGAUGGCGGAACAAACGAACCUUUGUUCACAAGCGUUACUAGAGAUUUUGUUGGCACUCUAGACUACAUAUUUUACACAGCGGAUUCAUUAGUUGUGGAGUCAUUAUUGGAGUUAUUGGAUGAAGAGAGUUUGAGGAAGGACACUGCACUUCCUUCACCUGGAUGGUCCUCGGAUCAUAUAGCACUCCUAGCCGAGUUCCGCUGCUGCAAAAAUAAGUCUAGGCAUUGAUACUUUAAGUUCAGAUCCAGAGACACAUAAAGAAAAAGGCUGAAAGAAGCAUUUGGCCGGAAGUUAUUGUAAGAAUGGUGGAUCGUGCAUGUAUUUUCCAGGUAUCUCCAUGCGGGAUCCUUGCAGUGAUCUGCUUUGUAUCAUGUUACCUUACUCAUAGAAAAAUUAUGGUGAUCAUGCCUUAUUACUUUCUUCUUUGUCCCUUUUCCCUCCCAACCUUUGCUUCAAAUCUUUUUCCCUUUGUAAAAGCAAAAAUUUCUUCAAAGAUGCCUUACUGGCUCUAAUACAUCCUAGUGAACAAACCAUGUUUUUCCAAUUUAGUGGCGGGCGGAGCCUAUAGUUUUAAUUCAUAACAAAGUAGUAGAAUUUUAGGGAAGUUGCUUAACAUGGACAUGGAUUUUGAACUGUUUCUUCAUUCGUAGCAACAUAGGAAGAGAUGUUUACUGUUAACAAUUGAAAACAAGUUAGACACAUUUUUCCGGCUCCCCUUAAACACAAUGGUAGCUAAUGAUCACUCUAUCUCCUUGUGUUGCAAGAAAAACUGGCAUUUCCCUUGAGUAUAAUAUGAUAGAAUGCAUAUAUUAUGUUC
Medicago truncatula (barrel medic) is the source of this 3247-nucleotide messenger RNA. Its product is annotated as carbon catabolite repressor protein 4 homolog 2. The coding region runs from base 283 to 2658 and encodes 791 amino acids. Gene Ontology annotation, biological process: proteolysis. The record is from RefSeq and is a predicted model, not a curated record. The transcript has 12 exons. Lineage: Eukaryota; Viridiplantae; Streptophyta; Magnoliopsida; Fabales; Fabaceae. Gene Ontology annotation, molecular function: 3'-5'-RNA exonuclease activity; cysteine-type endopeptidase activity.